AGGGUAAACAUUCGUGCGUCCUCGAGCUUUGAGGGAGGGACUGAGCGAACUGUCAGAGUAGAGAAAGAGAAGGAGAGAGAGCGAGAGAGAGAGAGACCGAACAAGCGAAUGGGAGAAGAGGCUUGCAACCAUCGCAGUGCACUGUAAUACUGGAUUGUACUUCAGCGGGAGUUAGCGGUUUGGCAGGUUUAUACACAUCAAAACAGAACAAAGAGAAAGACUCUACAGUACUAUAAAAGGAACAGCGAAAGAAAAGAAUAAAGCAACAAGGGAGAAAUCUCAGCGGCUAAAUUUCAAAAGAACCAAGGAGCCAGUGCUUGUGUUUUUCUCCCCUGCAAUAGGAACAUAAACUGGGACUUUGUAUUUCGUGGAGAAAUUGCUAAAUUUCUUCGACCACUAGAAGUUUGUUGGGGCAAAUAUAUUUUUUCUGUGUAUUUUAAUUUUAACUCUCAGACGUUCUAAAUACGACAAAACUUUCUUGACGGACUGCACAUGGUUUCAAACUGCUUUUGAGAACCUGGAUUUUUAUUCAUCGCUAUUUUAUCCAUUUCUAUUUGAAAUACAUAAAUGCUGUAAACACAACAAAUACGGAUUUAAAUUCAUUUUUGCUAUCCUUUUUAUUCUUCUGGCGUUUGCAGAACAAGUCAAUGGUAUUUGCCAAAAUUACAACCCAGACUUUUAAAGUUUGAAUAAUUCAUGAGAUACAAUUUGCCUGCUCGAAAAAAGUAACUGAAAAAGGGAGGGGGGUAAUCAACAAACAUAUUCAUAAGGGUUAACGGAAUGGCCACCACGGCUUCCAACCCCUAUCUGUCCAGCAAUAGUAUCCUCUCGUCCGGCUCGAUCGUGCAUUCUGACUCUGGAGGCGGUGGUAUGCAGCCGGGCAGUGCUGCGGUUACCUCGGUGUCUGGUGGGUACAGGGGAGACCCCACAGUAAAGAUGGUACAGAGUGACUUCAUGCAGGGAGCUAUGGCAGCGAGCAACGGAGGACAUAUGUUGAGCCAUGCUCAUCAGUGGGUGACAUCCCUGCCGCACGCCGCMGCUGCGGCAGCYGCAGCCGCUGURGCRGCAGCCGAAGCCGGAUCGCAUUGGUCGUCGAGUCCCGUCGGUAUGACAGGCAGCCCUCAGCAGCAGGACGUGAAAAACAACUCGGGMAGAGAYGAUCUACACACGGGCACCGCGUUGCACCACAGGCCCCCACACUUAGGUCCUCAUCAGACUCACGCAGGGGCUUGGGGGAGCACAACUGCGGCUCACCUCAACUCGAUUUCAGGGGGACAGCAGCAGCAGUCGCUGAUCUACUCCAACCCCGGGGGCUUCACGGUGAAUGGAAUGCUCAGCCAACCAGGGAGCCAGAGCCUGGUGCACCCGGGUCUGGUAAGGGGGGACACCCCAGAGCUGGACCACGGCAGCCACCAUCACCACCAUCACCACCAGCAUCCGCAUCACCAGCAGCAACACCACGGAGGGGUGAACAGCCACGACCAGCACUCCGACGAGGACACACCGACCUCGGACGACUUGGAGCAGUUCGCCAAGCAGUUCAAACAGCGCCGGAUCAAACUAGGCUUUACGCAGGCGGACGUGGGCUUGGCCCUGGGCACCCUGUACGGGAACGUCUUCUCUCAGACCACCAUUUGUCGGUUUGAAGCUCUCCAGCUCAGCUUCAAAAACAUGUGCAAGCUGAAGCCAUUGCUAAACAAAUGGCUGGAGGAGGCGGAUUCUACCACUGGCAGCCCGACCAGCAUCGACAAGAUAGCGGCACAAGGUAGGAAGCGAAAGAAGCGCACGUCCAUCGAAGUAAGCGUGAAGGGAGCUUUGGAGAGCCACUUCCUGAAAUGCCCCAAACCCUCGGCCCAAGAGAUAACCUCACUAGCGGACAACUUGCAGCUGGAGAAAGAAGUGGUUAGAGUGUGGUUUUGCAAUAGGAGACAGAAGGAAAAAAGGAUGACGCCCCCAGGAGUGCCACAGACGCCGGAGGAUGUGUACUCGCAGGUCGGCAAUGGACAUUUUUUAGUAGAUUACUUAAAAGAUGCAAGUUUAACUGGGCCGAGUGAACCGACCGACCAGAGGGUGACUACAAGUUCGUUCCAUCAGGUAAUUUUGGCGCAUUAACAACACCAACUGGAAAUUUCAAAGCAAGUAGUCCUAUUAGAAUUUUAAAAAGAUUCCCCCUGUACCCUGUAUCUGAUUUGCGAAAGACAAAAGAGGCAGGCAUUUGUAUAUUUAAAAAUGGGACAUUUUAAACCCCUACUUUAACAAAGGAA
This is a messenger RNA of Salvelinus sp. IW2-2015, 2264 nucleotides long. NCBI's taxonomy places the organism in Eukaryota, Metazoa, Chordata, Actinopteri, Salmoniformes, Salmonidae. The record is from RefSeq and is a predicted model, not a curated record.